Messenger RNA from Micromonas pusilla CCMP1545, 2682 nucleotides. RefSeq lists its product as uncharacterized. The record is from RefSeq and is a predicted model, not a curated record. The transcript has a single exon. NCBI's taxonomy places the organism in Eukaryota, Viridiplantae, Chlorophyta, Mamiellophyceae, Mamiellales, Mamiellaceae. The coding region runs from base 1 to 2682 and encodes 893 amino acids.
AUGAGCUUCUCGCGCGCGGGGCUCGACCGCGACCGGAGCCGCGGCGGUCGACGCGCGCCGCUGUCGACGCUCUCGUCGUCGCCGUGGGGCAACUCGUGCGCGAUCGUCUCCGCGUCGACGUCGUCGUCCGGGAUGACGCGCGUGGACGCGCUGCUGAAGCGCGACCGCGCGCCCGCGGUCAGGUCGACCGCGAAGAGCCGACUACGGAGUGGCGCGAAUAACGACGCGCGAACGGCGCGCGCGGCGACGACGGCGACGGCGACGACGACGGCUGCGACCGGCGGCGCGCGGGGGCGGACGUCGUCGACGACGAGAACGACGACGUCGAGCGCGUUCCGUUCGUCCGCGGACGACGACGUCGGCGUCAGGUCCAGGGCCAUGGCUGAGAUGCUGAAGGCGACGUUGACGACUGGCAGAACUCAUAACAGAUUUCGCGAUGGGUACCGGUGGCGUUUCCCGUCGCCGCCGUCGUCGCCGCCGCCGAGCGAGAACGGCUCGAACCUCUACGAACUCUCCGACGACGAUGACGACGACGACGACGAUACCGAUACCGACGCGCGCGCAGAGUACGACUCGUACCCUCGAGGCGCGCUCCCGCCGACGCCGAGCGCGGCGUCCGCGUUUAAUCUCACGCCGCCGCCGCCGACGACGCCGCCGCCGCCGACGCCGCCGUCGCCGUAUUCCCGACCGGGGAUCGCCGACGAGUGCUCGCGCGUGUUGGAAAGCGCGUCGGACGAGAUGUCCGCGGUGGUGUCCGAGGCGUUCAGAUGGGGCCGGCCGCCGACGGAGGACGCGCGGCCGCCGGCGGCGGCGGCGGCGGCGACGACGAAGGGGUCGAACGAGGCCGAGGCGGCGUCGUCGUCCAAACCGUCGUCGUCGUCGAUGCUCGUGUCGUCGCCGUCGUUCGCAGCGUUCGGUCGCGGCGCGCGGCGACGAUACGACGACGACGACGACGGCGACGACGGCGACGUUUCAUCUUCCGCGGCGGCGGCGGGCGCGGCGGCGCCGUCCCCGGAGCCCGCGCCCAGAGUUCUCUCCUACGGAAUCCAAACGUCGUCGCGCGAGGACGCGAACCGUCGCGAGGAUACGAACCGUCGCGAACCGUCGCGGUCGAUAUCUCCCGAGAAGAAGAUCAUCACCAUCACGACGACGAAGAAGAAGACGUUCACGCCGACGCCCGCGAGCGGGUCGGCGGCGGCGUCGGCGGCGGCGGCGGCGGCGCGGCGGAACGCCAAAGCCGCCGGCGCGUCCGCGUCCGCGGCGUCGGACGCCUCGUCGCCGCGGUCGACGUACCUCGCGCGACGUACUAAAACCGAGACGCGCGCGCGCACGCGCUUCGCGGCGAACGAAGAGGACGAGGUGCGGUCGAAAGAGGCGACGGCGGCGGCGGCGACGACGACGACUCUGGCGGCGGAGAGGCAACGACGCGGAGAAGCAGACGCGGCGGCGGCGGCGGCGGCGGCGACGGCGGAACGGCGCGCGUCCGCCGCCUGGCGCCGUCGCCGCGCGGCGUCGGCGCUCCGCGCCUGGCGCGACGCGACCGCGGGCGCGCGCGGACUGCAUCUCAUCGCCGACGUCCUCGCGUGCGGGGUCGCGCGAGCGAGGGGACGCGCGGCGUUGCGCGCGUGGUCGCGCGUCUCCGCGGCGGCGACGUUUUUCAAAUAUCGCGUCUGUCCAAAGCGCGUCGCGUUCGCGCGGUGGGUCGCCGUCGAGAGGGAAGCCGCCGCGAUGUGGACCGCGGGGGAGCACCGCGCGCGACGGCUCGCGGGAGGGGCGCUGACCGCGUGGCGGCGGGUCGCGUGGCGGCGGCGGCUCGUGAGGGCGCGAGCGGCGGAGAGGUGGCGCGCGGCGCUUCGGGAAUGGCGCGGCGUCGCCUUCGCGGCGGCGCGCGACGCGGAUCGGUCCGCGAAAUCUGCGCUGCUGACGUGGCGCCGCGUCGCGCGCGCGCGCGCGCGCGCGCGCGACGCCGUGAACGCACAUGUGGCGUACAGGGAUUCGAUGACCGCGUCCAGGUGUCUCAACGCGUGGCUGAGAAUGGCCAAGUACCGCCGCGCGUUUUCGCGCCAAGUCCUCCCGGACGUCGUCGGCGAGGUGCACUUGCUUCGAACGCUGAGGCGCUGCGCGGCGCGCGACCGCGCGAAGCGCGCGCUGAUUCGAUGGUACCGCAACGUCCGAAACGCGCACCUAAUCGCGCUCGCGCACUGGGCGACGGCGCACAUGCGACGCGCGACCAGACGAUGGAGGGCCGUCGCCGUCGCGGCGGCGGCGCGGCGGCGGCGGCGGCGCGACGCCGCGUUUUGCGCGGCGACGGCGUCGCACUUCGCGAUCGUCCACCGCGCGAUCGAUCUCCACGGGAUGCACGAGACGUGCUUGGAGCGCGGGGUGCUGACGCCGUCGCCGAUGGCGGCGGCGCCGCGCGAAAGAGUAGGGAGGGUACCGCGGCCGACGGCGAGAGAACGACGGCGUCCGGCAGCUGCGGCGGCGGCGGACGUCGACCUCGACGGAUUAUAUGCCGCGGAUAUGAUCACCCCGCCGGGGGCGAGGCGCGCCGCGCGGGCAGAGAAAGAGAAGGAGGAAGAGCGGCGCGCGAAGACGACGACGCCGAUGGAUAGGUUGUUGGAGCUCGCCGCGAGCGCGAAGGGGAGCCCGGCGACGCCGGGGAUGGGGAUGGUGUUCGGAUGA